This is a messenger RNA of Penicillium angulare, 1419 nucleotides long. RefSeq names its product flavin monoamine oxidase family protein. The coding region runs from base 1 to 1419 and encodes 472 amino acids. The transcript has 3 exons. Lineage: Eukaryota; Fungi; Ascomycota; Eurotiomycetes; Eurotiales; Aspergillaceae. The record is from RefSeq and is a predicted model, not a curated record. Gene Ontology annotation, molecular function: oxidoreductase activity.
AUGCGAUACCAAGUUCAUAUUACCGCUCUGAAGAGCACUCAAACAAUAUACGAUGUAAUAGUCAUUGGAGCUGGACUGAGUGGUCUGCAAGCGGCUCGCUCAGUUCGCGCUGCUGGGCUCAAGGUUUGUGUUUUGGAAGCAACCAAUCGAGUUGGUGGCAAAACACUCUCAGUACAGUCCUGUGAGAAUGGUUUCAAUGAUCUGGGAGCUGCAUGGAUCAACGAUACAAAUCAAAGUGAAAUGUUCAAAUUAUUCCAACGAUACAACAUAGAUGGAGAGAUUCAGCGAGCCAGUGGAGACGAUGUUGUUUUACUUUCCGAUGGCACAGCUCGAAGAAAGCCUUUCGGUCAAGUAAUAGGUGACCAGGAUCUGCUUCUACAGCUUCUACAGCUGCUUCGGAAAGAAUCGGCUCUAGUAGAUUUAGACAAUCCUGCCAGCUCCCCAGAUGCUGAAAAUAUUGAUAAACUAACAUUUGGUGAAUUUUGUACCGAGCGAACGCAGACUGACGCUGUAAUCACCAUCGCAGAUGAGAUAUGCACUGCAUUACUGGGUGUACAGAGCCAGGAAGUUAGCGCAUUGUACAUGCUACAUUAUAUCAAGGGUGGCUGUGGCAUCGACAAUUUACUUUCAGAUCAGAAAGACGGAGGACAAUACCUAAGAAAUAGAAAAGGAAACCAAACUAUUUCAAAAAACCUGGCCCAAGAACUCGGGGCGAAUGCUGUAUUUUUGCGCACGCCAGUUACUUCAAUUGACCAGACGGGCCCUGUUUGCAUCAUUUCGACAGACCCUGGGAAGAUAUUCCAUUGCCGAAAGGUUAUAGUCUCCGUGCCCACGACUUUAUACAAUUCAAUAACCUUCAACCCACCGCUCCCCACGAAAAAGGCUAUUCUAUGUGACAACGCUGUCAUGGGAUACUAUAGUAAGAUGAUAUUUGUUUUCAAAGAGCCAUGGUGGCAGACUGGUGGUUUCUCAGGGAUCAUGGAUUGUGAGAAGGGCCCUGUUACUUUCACACGAGACACCAGCGUGCCAGAAGAUGGGCAAUGGUCCAUAACAUGUUUUAUCGUCGGAGAUCGUGGCAGAGAGUGGUCAAAACUCUCCAGAGCUUCGCGGCAAAAGCAAGUCUGGGGGCAAAUAACUCAGGCAUUUGGCAGUUUUGUUGAAGAUGUUCCUGAGCCAUCGAAUGUCUUGGAGAUGGAAUGGGCUAAGCAAGCUUUCUUUCUCGGUGCACCCUGUCCAGUGAUGACACCGGGUACCUUGACUUCUGUGGGUGAUAAAAUAGCGACUCCAUUUGGAAAUGUUCAUUUUGUGGGAACCGAAACCGCACAGGUCUGGCGAGGAUAUAUGGAAGGUGCCGUGCGCUCUGGCCAACGUGGAGGUGCGGAGGUGGUGAAAGCUUUAUCCAACAGCAUUGCGGCGUAG